Molecule: messenger RNA, 939 nt
Organism: Aureobasidium pullulans EXF-150
Lineage: Eukaryota; Fungi; Ascomycota; Dothideomycetes; Dothideales; Saccotheciaceae
Product: NAD(P)-binding protein
Exons: 3
Coding region: 1-939 (312 amino acids)
Cellular component (GO): cytoplasm
Molecular function (GO): oxidoreductase activity, acting on the CH-OH group of donors, NAD or NADP as acceptor
Source: RefSeq, a predicted model, not a curated record
AUGGCCUCAACUUUUGCACCAUUCCUUCUCAAGGGCAAGACCGCAAUUGUUACUGGAGCGGGAUCUGGUAUCAAUCUUGCCUUUUCUUCAUUGCUGCUUUCUCGAGGCUGUAAUGUUGUCUUUGCCGACCUUGGUCUCCGUCCCGAGGCCAAAGCAAUUACCGACAAGUACUCUGGGUUCUCAAGUGGACCUCGAGCCAUAUUUCAGAAGACAGAUGUCACAGACUGGACCCAACUCUCGAAGAUGUUCGAAGUGGCCGAGAAAGAGUUUGGUGGUACUGACCUCGUAUGUCCAGGUGCCGGUAUAUUUGAACCCAACUGGUCGAACUUCUGGCAUCCUCCCGGUAGUUCGGAGUCGAAGGAUAGCAUCGAAGGUGGUCGCUACGCUUCGUUGGACAUCAAUGUCACACAUCCAAUCAGGGUUUCUCAACUGGCGAUCUCGGCAUUUUUGUCCCACCAAGCUAGCGGUAGAGCAAGCCGUGAGAACCCAAAGCGUAUAGUCAUGAUCAGCAGCGUUGCCGGUGAAGGUGCUUCGCUCCUAGUACCCAUCUAUUGCGCGUCCAAACACGCCAUAAUUGGAUUCACACGCUCGUUGGCAGCUCUCGAUGAGAAGUUCGGCAUUCGUGUCAAUGCCUGCUGUCCUGGAAUUAUCAAAACGCCUCUGUGGACGGACAACCCGGACAAGAUGAAAUACGUCGAUCAGAAGAAGGAUGUUUGGGCGACACCUGAAGAGGUGGCAGAAGCAAUGUUGAAGCUCGUCGAAGAUGAGGAUAUGGUGGGAGGAACUAUCUUGGAAGUCGGCCAUGAACAGACUCGUAUUGUGCCCAUGCUCAACAACCCAGGUCCGAAAGGAGCCGCCAUCAGUGUUAGUGGCACCCCUGGUCUCAUCGACGGAGUUUUUGAAUCAUUGUCAGAGGAGGGUUGGGGGAAGCCUCAAUGA